Molecule: messenger RNA, 2829 nt
Organism: Penaeus vannamei (Pacific white shrimp)
Lineage: Eukaryota; Metazoa; Arthropoda; Malacostraca; Decapoda; Penaeidae
Source: RefSeq, a predicted model, not a curated record
CACCCAUCUGCAGGGCCGACGCCUUGAAUCCCCGCCAUGUCCGAGCUGCAGGAGGAGCAGGGGGCGAGGAUCGACUGGCCUGACGUGCUGGUGAUCGUGGCCUACUUUAUCUUCGUGCUCGCGGUGGGACUCUGGUAGAAACUGGAGUAGUGAGAACCACGCGGCGCCGUACAAGCGAGUGUCCGAAACACAAACACAGUGCAUGGCGACAGGAUUCUAGGAAACUUCUCGUGCCCGAGGACGAGCCAAGGUCAAGUGGGCGGCGCUGGCUGUGCACGGGAAUUGGAGGCUGCUUAUUUUGGCGACCCUCAUUCCGGCGAACGCGACCGGGUGCCUUAGGCGGAACUGCUUUCUUAAAUAAACUGCCAUUGGGUUCUUCCUCUCGGCGGAGUAAGAACAACAGCGUGUCAGGCUACUUCCUCGCCUCCAGGGAGAUGCACUGGCUACCCGUGGGCGCUUCCCUCUUCGCCAGCAACAUCGGCUCCGGACAUUUCAUCGGCCUCGCGGGAUCCGGAGCUGCUUCGGGCAUCGGCGUCGCAGGGUUCGAACAGAGCUCCAUCUACACCCUCAUAAUGCUCGGAUGGCUCUUCCUGCCGGUGUACCUGAGUUCUGGCGUGUACACGAUGCCGGAAUAUCUCAGGCUGAGAUUUGGAGGACAAAGGAUUCGCGUUUACCUCUCCUGCCUGGCGCUCAUCCUCUAUAUCUUCACGAAGAUUUCGGCCGACCUGUACGCAGGCGCGCUCUUCAUCCAGCUGGCCCUGAACAAGAACUCCUCAGAGUGGCUGUACUUCUCCAUCCUCAUCCUGCUCGCCAUCGCCGCCAUCUUCUGCAUCGCCGGCGGGUUGUCGGCCGUCGUGUGGACCGACUUCGUGCAGACCAUACUCAUGGUGGGCGGUGCCUUCAUCCUCAUGUUCCUCUCCUUUAGGGAGGUAGGUGGUUUCGCGAAGCUGGUAGAGGAUUAUCCUUAUGCGCGCGCGAGCGUGCGCGCAACGGAUCGUCAAAAUAAGACCUGUGGAGAACCUUCGCCGUACUACCUGUCUCUCCUGCACCCAAUCCAGCCCGGCCUGUCCGACUACCCCUGGACGGGCAUGAUCAUCGGACUUCGGAUCAACUCUAUGUGGUAUUGGUGCACCGACCAGGUGAUUGUUCAGAGGGCGCUGGCUAGCAAAAAUAUGACACACGCCAAAGCAGCGUGUAUCCUCACAUCCUACCUCAAAUUCCUGCCGUUGUGGCUGCUGGUAUUCCCGGGGAUGGCUGCCCGCAUCCUGUACCCCGAGCGCGUGGCCUGCGCGGACCCUGAGGAAUGCAUCAAGAUUUGCGGGAGCCCUGGAGGAUGUAGCAACAUUGCCUAUCCUGAGCUAGUCUUGAAUCUGUUACCCACGGGAUUGGCGGGGCUGAUGCUGGCGGUGAUGAUGGCGGCCCUGAUGACCUCCCUCACGUCGAUCUUCAACUCCGCCUCCACCAUCUUCACGAUAGACAUCUGGUUGCUGUUCCGGAAGAAGUUCAAGAUCGGCCGGCUGGCGUCUAAGCCCUCGGACACGGAACUCCUGUUUGUGGGUCGAGUUUUCGUGCUUGUCCUAGUUGCCAUUUCGGUGAUAUGGAUUCCUGUGAUUCAGAACUCUGGCAACUCCCAGCUCUUCCACUACAUCCAGUCUAUCUCCUCCUUCUUGGCGCCGCCCAUUUGCGCUGUGUACAUAUUAGCCAUCUUUUGGCCGAGGACGAAUGAGGCCGGCGCUUUCUGGGGCCUGAUGACCGGGCUCCUUAUAGGGAUGAUUCGAUUCAUCGUUCAGUUCUCUUACCUGGUUCCGACCUGUGGCGACAGCACGCCAGACCCCCGGCCGUACCUGGUGAAGCUCCUGGUGGGGAAUGUCCACUACCUGCACUUCGGCUGCAUCCUCUGGCUCCUCACCGGCGUGGUCACCGUCGGCGUCUCCUUCAUGACAGAACCCAUCCCGGCGGAGUGUUUGUACCGCCUGACAUUCUGGUCUCGCCGCGACCCUCGAGUCAGACAGACGAUCAAGGGAGAGGAGGAGGACGAAGCGGAGAGCCUCGAGGGCGCAAGCGGGCGAAGCGAGAAGGACGCGCCGCAGCAGAUGGAGGUCGAAGAGUCAGGAGCGGAGCCCAGCCUGUGCCACCGCAUCGUGAAGCUCUUCAAACCCACAGCGCCCAGCGAGGAAUCCCCGGCCAGCGAAGAGCUCAGCAAGGAACAAGAGGCGAAGAAAGCCGCCGACUUCUUGGAGGAACCGCCAUUCUGGAGAAACUUCGUAAACGUCAACGCCGUGAUCUCCCUCACCAUCGCCUCCUUCGUCUGGGCCUUCUUCGGAUAGGAUCCUUUGUAUAUUGAAGAAUAUGUAGAAUAUGUGUAAUAUAUAGUAUGGUACAGAACUCGAGGGCUAAUAUGGUAUAUAUCAUAUAUUUACACUGCGGACGACAGCAUGCAUACGUUUUUUCUAUACCAAAUACAUUUUGGUGAGUGCCAGCUGUCAACAUUUCUAGCUCCAUGUCUGCUGGAAUUAUUUAAAGGAUGAAGGAUGACGUUAAAGAUCGUUUGCUGGAUCAAAAAAUCUUUUUGAAUGAUGCGUUAUCCUUGUCCCCAAUAGUGCAGUUUCGUUUAUCUGAAUACCAUUGUAUCAUGUAAUUUGUAAAGUCGGUAUCUUUACAAAACCAAAUAUGAUAUCAGUCUUUCGUACAAAUUAGUACUCAACUGAAUUCAGUCAGUUGUUUAUAUUUGACAUUUCUUGUUAUUGUACAUCAUGCAGGGUGUAGCAGUAUUUCAUAAGCAAAUAUUUAUGUAUAUAGAUCACGUGAAAUAUAUGUUUUUUUUCAUAA